Messenger RNA from Plasmodium gallinaceum, 858 nucleotides. RefSeq names its product mitochondrial ribosomal protein L27 precursor, putative. The coding region runs from base 1 to 858 and encodes 285 amino acids. The record is from RefSeq and is a predicted model, not a curated record. Gene Ontology annotation, molecular function: structural constituent of ribosome. Gene Ontology annotation, biological process: translation. Gene Ontology annotation, cellular component: mitochondrial large ribosomal subunit; ribosome. The transcript has a single exon. Lineage: Eukaryota; Apicomplexa; Aconoidasida; Haemosporida; Plasmodiidae.
AUGACAAGUUUGUUUCAAAUAUCGAGUAUUUUUAAUAAAAUAAAUAAAAAACAAUAUUUCAACUAUUUUAACUUAAUAAAUAAAAAAAGUUUACUUAUGAAUGAUAUAAAAUUGCGUUAUAUAAGUACGGGUAUGAAUAAUUUUAACCUAAUAAUUAAUAAAAAUAUUAAGAAUAAUAUCAGUAAAUUUAAUUUAAUAGAUAAAAAAAGAAUAUUUAUGAAUAAUAUUAGACAAUGUAACGUAUAUACAAAUAUGAGUAUAUACAAACAAAAUGAUAAUGGUAAUUGUUUUCUUAAAAUAUUUAAAAGAAAUAAGAUGGUAAAAACGAGUUCUUAUAGGAGAAAAAGUAGAAGUUCUCCAAAUGGUCAAGGUCAAAAGGCAAAAAUAGGAAUUAAAAGAUUGAGUGGUGAAUAUGUAAAAACAGGACAAAUGUUAGUAAAACAAAGAAAAAUUAUAGCAUUUAAUUAUGAAAAAAAGACAAGAAAAAGAAAUUUCAAAUAUUAUCCUGGUGAAAAUGUAAAAGUUUCAAAAAAUACAAGUUUAAUUGCUUUAACAAAUGGAAGAGUUAAAUACACUUUUCAUGUUUUACAAAAUAUUUUAAUUGUAAACAUAUUACCAGAAGAGUUAGAAGAGUUAAAAGAAGAAGAUUUAUAUAGGUAUAGAACUGAGCAUGUAAAAUCAUUUGAAGAAAAUAGAAGUUUAGUUUAUUUAAGAAUGAAAAAUAUUAUUACAUUUCCCAAAUUUAAGAAUACUCAAUAUAUUAAACCACCAUUAAAACCACAAUUUCUAACAAAAUAUGAUAUUUAUGAUAAUCCAACUCUUCAAGAAGUUCCCAUAUUAUAUCAUAAAAAAAAUUGA